AAACAGAAGGACUGUAGCGAUGGCGGAGGAGGAGGUCAACUAUGCUUCAGUUGUUUUCAAAACUAAGAAGCAUUCCCCAUCUGAAGCCCAGUCGUCAAUUGUAUGGCUGGAUCUGUAUGUGAUCAUCCUCUUCAUGUGAUUUCUUGCACUGGUAUUUUCUUCAGUAAAACUGCUAAUAAGGAGGAGGAAACUGUGUACAGUGAUGUGAAGGUGCGAAGCAAAACAACCGAAAAGACUGCUGACACAAACAGACUUUUGCCAGACAAGAAAACAAACAGCAGAGGUCGCUGCUAUCAGCAGGUGGCUUGUUGUUUGGGGAUUCUUUGUGUCAUUUUGCUGUUGGGCAUCAUAGCAGUCUGUGUCUACAAAAACCAGAUCCUGACAACACGAAACCAGGAGCUGGAGACACAGAACCAGGAUCUGGAGUCACAGAGGAACAACUUAACAGAACAAAUACAAAACAAGUGGAAUGAGCUCAACGUCAGUCGAGCUCAGUGGAGCAUUGAUGCCUACUGCCCAAAACCAGAAAACCAAAACAGACAGUGUAAAGCUUGUCAGGAUGGUUGGAUACUCUCAGAAUCCAGCUGCUAUGGGAUUAAUAACCCUGAUGUUCCUGGUCAGAAAACCUGGGAAGAAGCUCGAGAAAACUGCAGAGGAAAGAUUUCAGAUCUGGUUGUUAAACUUGAUCAAAAGGAGAAGGAAUAUGUCGACUUUAACUGGGGCGAAUUAGGCUACUGGAUUGGCCUGAGAGUUGAAGCUGGAAAUUGGAUGUGGAUCAAUGGAACUUUUCUAAAGACUCAAGACUACUGGGACAGAAACACCUUCUGGUGAAGCUCAUUGUGUGAUUUCUAUCGGAGGGACACCUUCCAAGAAAUGGGAAGCUGUGAAGUGUGAUGAGAAACAUCGAUGGAUCUGUGAGAAGAAAGCUUUAUCUGUUUAAGAUCUGUAAUCAGAACUGAAGAGAUUACUGGAUAGUCUGCACAGAUGAAUGACGCGUACAAUAACAUCAGCUGGCUUGUAAAAAAGAAAAUGUGUAAAAAUUUCUACUUCAGAAUUUGUUGAAUUUAAUUUCAAAAUGUACGUACAAGAGAUUUUAUUUUUCCAAGAUGCUUGUGUAUGGUGAUUCUGCAUGUGUGUGUAUCACAAAAAGACACACUAACAGAUUUAAAUGUGUAUAUAUGUGUGAUACAGUUUUGGAUUAUUGAUACUGUGAGUCUGACUAUAGACCAGUUUGUAGUAAAAUACAGUGAUGACUAUACCGGGGGAGCUGAAGAGCAAAUAACAUCAAAUGUGGAUUUCUUCUUCUUUGAUGAAGCCACAAUAAUGAAAUGUUGAAUAUCAGGAUAUGAUGAGAUCUAAGAGAGGAAGCUUUAAACUGUUCAGAGUCUCCAUAAAACCUGUCUAUUGUCAUUGUAACAUUUAAAUUGUUAAUACUGAUUUACCAACAGGAAGUGAUUUCAAACUCUACAAAAUGUUUCCAGGUCUGUUUUAAUAAACAUCUGUAUUUUUAAGUAAACAAUAAAAGUAUAUGUAGAGGUGACAGGUUUGAUCUUAUCCAUCAUAUAGUUGUCAUGCUGUUCAUCAUAUAGUUUAGUUAGUGUGACUGCAGAUAUUUGUUUUCAUCAUUGUUCGUCACAAAUAAAUUGUCUUCACAAUUUCAAGUACAAUA
Molecule: messenger RNA, 1669 nt
Organism: Micropterus salmoides (largemouth bass)
Lineage: Eukaryota; Metazoa; Chordata; Actinopteri; Centrarchiformes; Centrarchidae
Product: C-type lectin domain family 10 member A-like
Exons: 8
Coding region: 103-831 (242 amino acids)
Source: RefSeq, a predicted model, not a curated record